Messenger RNA from Vitis vinifera (wine grape), 2619 nucleotides. Its product is annotated as aminoaldehyde dehydrogenase 2, peroxisomal. The coding region runs from base 798 to 2309 and encodes 503 amino acids. Gene Ontology annotation, molecular function: oxidoreductase activity, acting on the aldehyde or oxo group of donors, NAD or NADP as acceptor. The record is from RefSeq and is a predicted model, not a curated record. NCBI's taxonomy places the organism in Eukaryota, Viridiplantae, Streptophyta, Magnoliopsida, Vitales, Vitaceae. The transcript has 15 exons.
AAGUACUAUUUUUUUCAAUGUUUGUUCAAUUAUCUUUUACCCGCAAAUGCAAUGUAGGAAUCAGGUUUGGCAAUAAUGAUAUCUCCAACAUAAUGAUAAUCAUAUAAAAUGGAAGAUAUUUUAGUCAUUUGCAUCAAGUUCAAACUUCCUUCUUGCAUAUGUGAUAAAAUAGCAGAGCUAGUUUGUUGUUGAGUAGGGGCUUAUACUGUUUGCAAUAAAACAGCAGAACUAGGUCAUUAUUUGGUUUGUUUUCUUCUGUUUGCACUGGCUAAAAAUCAUAAUAGGUCAGCUUGAGGGGUAGAUGGUAUUGAAAAUUGAACGAUAUGGAGUUGAACCACAGAAUUAUCCAUUACCAUUUUGUAUCUUGUGCAGUCUCUUCAUCUUCUGCGAGUUGAAGAAGCAUCCAGGUAGACCUGUGCCACAGUUUUUACUUUGAUCGACCUUAAUCCAACCUAUUUCUUAAGAAGUAUUUUGUGCAACCUAUUUCUUAUGAUCCUUAAAUUUAGAAAAAAUUAUUCUAUAUUUAUUUUAUUUGUUUUACCACCUUGAUGUCCCUUAAUCACGAGGCGUGGAGAUGUUUAAAGGAUGGGCAGCAAUCUACGACCAAAAUCACCUAGAAAAUAGGGAAAAUGACAGCCUAAAACAUACUAGGAUGUGAUGCAAUCUAUUACUAAAAUCACCCAAUAAGUAAGUAAAUUAUUUUGGAAAAUAAAAAAUAUGUUCUGCCCACUUUCCCAUACCACAUAAAAAUUGCCCACAACAGUGGCAGAGGCACGCAACUAGAGCAGUGGGUGGAGAUGGAGACUAAAAUACCAUGUCGGCAGCUCUUCAUCGACGGCAAAUGGGUUGAACCCAUCACGAAGAGGCGCAUCCCCGUCAUCAAUCCCGCCACUGAGCAGACCAUCGGCCUUAUUCCGGCGGCCACUGGUGAAGAUGUGGAGCUUGCUGUGGAUGCUGCCCGAAGAGCCUUUGCCAGGAAUAAGGGGGCAGAUUGGGCUAAGGCGCCUGGUGCUGUUCGUGCUAAGUAUUUGCGUGCCAUUGCUGCCAAGAUAACAGAGAGAAAGACUGAAUUGGCCAAACUAGAGGCACUUGAUUGUGGAAAACCCCUGGAUGAAGCAGCAUGGGAUAUUGAUGACGUUGCUUCUUGUUUUGAGUACUUUGCAGACCACGCUGAAGCUUUAGAUGCACAGCAAAAGGCUCCUUUGUCACUUCCUAUGGAGACAUUUAAGUGUCAUAUUCUUAAGGAGCCCGUUGGUGUUGUUGGAUUGAUUACACCAUGGAAUUACCCACUACUGAUGGCUACAUGGAAAGUGGCUCCUGCCCUAGCUGCUGGUUGCACAGCAAUACUAAAGCCAUCUGAGUUGGCUUCUGUGACUUGUUUAGAGCUGGCUGAUGUGUGUAUAGAGGUGGGUCUGCCACCUGGCGUCCUUAAUAUUCUGACUGGACUGGGCUCUGAAGCUGGUGCUCCAUUGUCAUCUCAUCCCCAUGUUGACAAGAUUGCAUUUACUGGAAGCACUGUUACUGGGAGCAAGAUCAUGACAGCUGCAGCUCAAUUGGUGAAGCCUGUUUCAUUGGAGCUUGGUGGAAAGAGUCCCAUUCUUGUGUUUGAGGAUGUCGACCUUGACAAGGCUGCUGAAUGGACUGCCUUUGGUUGCUUUUGGACAAAUGGCCAAAUAUGUAGUGCAACAUCUCGUCUUCUUGUGCAUGAAAGCAUUGCAGCAGAAUUUUUAGACAAGCUUGUGAAAUGGACUAAAAAUAUCAAGAUUUCAGAUCCCUUUGAAGAAGGUUGUAGACUUGGUCCUGUUGUUAGUAGAGAGCAGUAUGAGAAGAUAUUGAAGUUGGUUUCAACAGCUAAGAGUGAGGGUGCAACAAUAUUGUGUGGUGGGGGUCGUCCCCAGCAUUUGAAGAUGGGGUUCUACAUUGAACCAACCAUUAUAAGUGAUGUGACUACUUCCAUGCAAAUUUGGAGAGAGGAGGUUUUCGGGCCUGUCCUUUGUGUUAAAACAUUUAGCUCCGAAGAUGAAGCCAUUGAACUAGCAAAUGACACCCAGUAUGGCUUAGCAGGUGCUGUAAUUUCAAAUGAUCUGGAGAGGUGUGAACGUGUGUCAAAGGCCCUUAAUGCAGGGAUUGUAUGGAUCAACUGCUCACAGCCAUGCUUCUGUCAAGCUCCAUGGGGAGGAAACAAGCGUAGUGGUUUUGGGCGUGAACUAGGGCCACGGGGACUUGAUAAUUACUUAAGUGUGAAGCAGGUCACUCAGUACCUCUCCAAUGAACCAUGGGGCUGGUACCAGUCUCCUUCAAAGCUGUGAAAAUUUCUUCAGACCCUGAAGCAGAAAACCUCUGAUAUGUCUAACUCAGAACAAAAAGCAGUACCAUGAGAGGGGCACCAUCUAGUGAAGGUGAUGGUUUUUUGUUGACUGCAAUGAUAAUAAAGUAGCAGAGCUAGUUUGUUGUUUAGUGUGACUUAUUCUGUUUGCAAUAAAACAGCAGAACUAGCUUGUUAUCGGGCAUGUUUUCUUCUGUUUGCUCUAGUUAAAAAUCAUAAUAGCUCACCUUGAGGGGUUGACAGUAUUGAAAAUUGAACAAUAUAGAGGUGAACUGCAGAAUCGUCCAUUACAA